Scatophagus argus is the source of this 2479-nucleotide messenger RNA. Its product is annotated as potassium voltage-gated channel subfamily H member 7-like. The record is from RefSeq and is a predicted model, not a curated record. Lineage: Eukaryota; Metazoa; Chordata; Actinopteri; Scatophagidae. Gene Ontology annotation, cellular component: membrane. Gene Ontology annotation, molecular function: inward rectifier potassium channel activity. The transcript is spliced from 10 exons. Gene Ontology annotation, biological process: membrane repolarization during action potential; potassium ion transmembrane transport. The coding region runs from base 422 to 2176 and encodes 584 amino acids.
GGAUCUUAAAGCACUCUUUGAUUGGUCCGCUUGUCUUUGACGUCAGUUACGCGCCAGGCGUUUAAUUAGUUGAACACCUGUCUGCAGAUGUGCGACGGUCGGGCCGGUGGCUUGUGGACCGUGUUGGGGAACAAGACCAACGGAGCAAGUGCUCAAGAAAAGGGGGGCGAUUUCGUACCUGACGUAAUGUGUUGUGGUCAGAACCUUUCACCCCAAAACAAGUCAACCAUGCGCGUCAGACACGUUCACAAGUUCACAAGUGAAAAUGUCAACAAGGAAGAACACAGCUAGCUUCGGGCUAGCAGCUCAGCUCAGUGAGACUGACGGCUCCACGUUGUAAACAUCACUGGGUGCAAACUUUGACUUUGAUGCACAUGUGCUUCUGACGGGAGGAGACUCUUCUGCACAAAUCACGGGAACCAUGCCUGUCCGGAGGGGUCAUGUCGCGCCACAAAACACAUUUCUGGGAGUAAUUAUUCGGAAAUUCGAAGGACAAAAUAAGAAAUUCAUCAUAGCCAAUGCCCGGGUGCAGAACUGCGCUAUCAUCUACUGUAAUGACGGCUUCUGUGAGAUGACGGGUUUCUCCAGGCCAGACGUCAUGCAGAAGCCGUGCACCUGUGACUUCCUGCACGGCCAGUUCACAAACCGGCACGCUGUGGCCCAGGUGGCUCAGGCGCUGCUGGGCUCAGAGGAGCGCAAGGUGGAGAUCACCUACCACCGCAAGGAUGGCUCCGACUUCCUGUGCGCCACGCAUAUCAUCCCCGUGAAGAACGAGGAGGGCGUGGUGAUGAUGUUCAUCCUUAACUUCGAUUACAUCCUGGACGAAGGCAGCAGUGACUCACUGGAGAGACUCAACCACACCUCACCAUCCAAAGCUGACCAAUGGAAAGGGAGAUUCUUUCGCUUUCGUUUCCCAGCCUUACCUCUCCUGGGCAUCAGCAAACAGUCCCUCCCCCAGGAAGACCCCGAUGCUGUCAUGGUGGACUCCCCUCGCCACAGCGACGGCUCGGUGGCGACGCAUGACUACCAACUUCCCACCACUCGCGAGAGCUGCAGUCCCUCCUACGCCAACGACACCCGCGCCCUCAUCGGCCCGAGUCACUGCUCCACGCCCGUGUCCGGGCCUUUGGACCACUCAUCCCCCAAGGGCCCCUGGAACCAGACAUACCCAGACCAGGCCGUAGACCAGACCCAACACCAGAGCCAAGAGGAUACACUAGUUGCAGCUCCAUCCAUCCCAGGCCUCACUCCAACCGCCUCCAGAGAGAGCGUGUGCAGUAUUCGCAGAGCCUCCUCCGUACAUGACAUGGAAGGCUUUGGGUCCAACUCCAAGAUGGUGUUCAGGGACAGACAUGCCAGUGAAGGGCCGCUCAGCCAGAUCAAAUCCAGCCUGCUCGGCUCCACCUCUGACUCCAACCUCAACAAGUACAGCACCAUCAACAAGAUCCCCCUCAUCACGCUCAACUUCUCAGAGGCCAACAAUGAGAAGAAGUGCCCCUCCCCUCCGUCCUCUGAGAAAACCAUCAUCGCCCCGAAGGUCAAAGACCGCACGCACAAUGUCACAGACAAGGUCACACAGGUUCUCUCUCUGGGUGCAGACGUGCUGCCUGAGUACAAGCUCCAAACGCCACGCAUUGACAAGUGGACCAUCCUCCACUACAGCCCCUUCAAAGCAGUGUGGGACUGGCUGAUCCUGCUGCUGGUCAUCUACACGGCCAUUUUCACGCCCUACUCUGCUGCCUUCCUCCUCAAUGACAUUGAGGAGCAGAGGAGACGGGAGUGCGGCUACUCCUGCUCGCCCCUCAACGUGGUGGAUCUGAUCGUGGACAUUAUGUUCAUUGUGGACAUCCUCAUAAACUUCAGGACCACAUACGUCAACGCCAACGAAGAGGUGGUCAGCCAUCCGGCCAAGAUCGCCAUCCACUACUUUAAAGGCUGGUUCCUCAUAGACAUGGUGGCUGCCAUCCCAUUCGACCUGCUCAUCUUUGGCUCAGGAUCAGAUGAGGUGUGUGUUCCUGUGAGAGGGGUCCAUGGCUUCAGGCUGGCAGUGAGUGGCAGCUGGAGAAAAAAGAGCAGACAGCUGAGCGCGAUGUAUGCGCUCAUCAUACAGCCAGAUGACUGGUGCAGCGACAGAAUGUGUGUUCCUGUUGCCGCUAGUGUCCAGAGCACACAGUGACAGGAUGAGUAGAAUGACAAAAUGCUGUAUUUUUAGCUCCUCCAAUCACAAUCAGCAGAGCCUCAAAAUAACAUGUUCAUGUACAGUUUUAGCUCGUGUUAUUUUAGCUCCUUGUGCACAGACUAUUUUUAGACAUAAUCUUGUGCACCUUUGUUGCCUGGAAACCAUCUCUGACAAUAUGUUAAGAUUUUCUGUUUUUGGCUGAUUUCAUUAGAAACAUGACAGGAUGAAAUGUCCCUUGAGAGGUUCUUCUUUUCCAGUGUAGAAUUUCAGCUGUGCAGGCUGGCAAACGAGAAGAAACGG